Messenger RNA from Megalopta genalis, 1691 nucleotides. RefSeq names its product nonsense-mediated mRNA decay factor SMG9. The record is from RefSeq and is a predicted model, not a curated record. Lineage: Eukaryota; Metazoa; Arthropoda; Insecta; Hymenoptera; Halictidae. Gene Ontology annotation, biological process: nuclear-transcribed mRNA catabolic process, nonsense-mediated decay.
GAAUUAUGUUUGCAUGCGUGACCGUUUCGUUGUGGUUGCUGCCCCAUGUGUUUUCUAUUUAGUAUUUACAUUCUUGCAGCCGUGGGACAAGUUUAACAAGACACAGAAUUGUACGGAGCACGUGCCUUUACGUACUAUGAGACCGAUACUUGGCUCGCGACAUUAAUUGGAUCAAUUCGGCGACUGAUUUCCUUCGUCGUCGAUACGCCUCGUUUGUGGUUUUCGUAUAGAGAACGUUAGGUUGGUACAAAAGGCAAGACAUGAACGUGCACAAGAUGAUGACGAUAAUCGCGAAAGAUUCCGACUACAGGGACAACGAAGCUAGGGGAACCAUCAGACUUAUAGAUCGUCCGACGUUCAUCCUGAAAACCAGGGAAAGCGAAAGCAGGGCCGUUUCCCCGAGUCAACGUAGCAGUGCCAACAAGAAAGAGACAGAAUCGUCGUCCCAGGCGUCUUCGAAAAUGCCUGAACUGUGUCGUACUAUACUGACACCGUGCGUGGAAAUGACAACCAGCAUCAAAUUCAUGGAUGAAAACAUGCAGCUCUGCGAAACUCCUUUAGAAUACCUGUACGACCAGCAAGACUUCUUGGUGGUAGGGUGUCUCGGAGGUCAGGGUGUUGGAAAGUCGACUAUAAUGUCUCUCUUGACGUCGAGUUACGCGCCGAACGUGUUUCCGGUGCAAGACAUGUCUCACCACGAAAGCGGCGCGAACUGUACCACCGGUAUCGACUUUUUUGUAACAAAGAACCGGGUAAUAUAUCUGGACACUCAACCGAUACUUUCUGGAUCGACGAUAGACUAUUCGACCUCCUACGAUCAGAAGAAACCUACCUCCGAUUUUGCAAAUAUCGAGACCAACUUGGAGCUGCAGUCUUUGCAGUUCGCUGCCUUCUUGUUCUCAGUUUGUCACGUUAUUAUCUUUGUGCAAGACUGGAUCGUCGAUCCGAAUUUAGUUAGGUUUUUACAAACGGCAGAAAUGUUAAAGCCGUCGUCGACGAGUAACAUGGACCAAGACUACGUCGAGUAUUAUCCGCAUAUCCUGUUCUUGCACAACAAGGCCGAGUUACAAGACUUCACGCCAAGUAUCACGGAAAAAGUUAAGGAUUUCUACAGCAAAGUAUUCUCCACGUCGAGAUUACAAACCCACAGCGGUUUGGACAUGAGUCCUCAAUCGAUAGAUGCUAGUUUAAAUCUAUUUUUUAUACCAGAAAUUACAAACGAAGAGACUCCGAUGCGACAGAAUGAAAAGAAGUUGAUCGAACGAUUGAAAACAAAGAUACACGGUGUCAGUAAGAACCCGAUGACGCCGACUACUCUAACCGAGAAAAAUUGGUACCACUACGUCUCAAGAGUGAUGGAAGCGAUUAAGAAGAGCCAUCUCUCAUCCGAGUACGGGAGACUGAUGCCCUAAGCCGCCGCAGUUCAUAGCUGAAGUAUUCAACAGCGGCACUCGUCCCUGACUGUGUGCACUUCGAAUGAUCUCCAGGUGCGAACACAUAGUGAAAUGCGAAAGCGGUACAAGUAUCCGGGUUCAGAAUCGCUCGACCAAAGUGGAUACAAUAGAGAGCAAGCAGCUAAAAGAUGGAUCGAUGGGAAAACAAUGGUUUUUCCUUUGUUAAAAAUAAUAUAUAGUACAUGUCUAAAUAACGUGUACACGUUUCAAUAAAUCAAUAGAAUAAAAUAAAAGUAA